AUGUCUCAACAACUAAACUUUCCAUUCUUGUUAGAUGCUUUGUAUUGUGAGGAAGAAGAGCAUUGGGAUAAUGAAGAAGAUAGCAUCUUUAAAAAUGACAGCAAAAUAAUAAACCCCAAAUCUUUAGUCUUACAUGAAAUGGAUUUGUUGUGGGAAGAUGAGGAGUUGAGCACAUUAUUGUCAAAAGAGCAGGAAAAUAAACUGUACACUGGCCUUGAGGUGGAGAACCCAUCUUUGGCUAACGCUAGAAGUGAAGCAGUGGAGUGGAUGCUGAAGGUUACUGAAUAUUAUUCAUUCUCUGCAGUUACUGCAGUUCUUGCAGUUAAUUACUUGGACAGGUUUCUCUUCAGCUUUCAAUCCCACAAAGAGAAGCCAUGGAUGACUCAACUAGCUGCUGUGGCUUGUCUUUCUUUGGCUGCAAAAGUAGAGGAGAUUCAAGUGCCUCUCCUUUUAGACCUCCAAGUGGAGGAGUCUAAAUAUGUAUUUGAGGCAAAAACAAUUCAAAGAAUGGAGAUUUUGGUUCUGUGCACCCUUGAAUGGAAGAUGAAUCCUGUUACCCCACUCCCCUUUCUUGAUUACAUUGCAAGGAGACUGGGAUUGAAGAGCCACCUAUAUAAGAGAUUUCUUAAGAAAUGCGAGUGUCUGCUUCUCUCUCUCAUUUCUGAUUGUAGAUUCAUCUGUUAUCUGCCUUCUGCAUUGGCCACUGCUGUAAUGCUGUAUGUUAUAAGUAGUGUAAAGCCCUGCAUUGGAGUGGAGUACCAAUACCAACUAUUAGGCAUUCUUGGAAUAAAAAAGGAGAAAGUGGAGGAUUGUUGUAGACUAAUACAGGAAGUGACAACAAAUGUUCACUUCCACUCAUCCAACAAAAGGAAGUUUGGAUCAUUUCCUGAUAGCCCCAAUGGGAUUAUGGAUAUUUCAUUCAGUUCCGAUAGCUCUAAUGAUUCUUGGGAAGUGGCAUCAUCAUCAGUUUCCUCUUCACCAGAGGCAAUGUCCAAGAAAAUCAAGAACACUGCCUAA
Molecule: messenger RNA, 1017 nt
Organism: Fraxinus pennsylvanica
Lineage: Eukaryota; Viridiplantae; Streptophyta; Magnoliopsida; Lamiales; Oleaceae
Source: the annotation of a GenBank genome assembly